CUGAGUCGGACAGCUCACUGCGCUGGACCGUGCUCUCUGUCUAUUAUUUGGUGCCCAGGAUUUGAACUGUUUGUUGUUUUAUUUCCUUCCCAUUAUUUAUUAUUUUCUAUGCUCUGUUUCCGGCGGCCGCUGCCCGGGGGAUCGUGAUGUAUAACCUGCGGACUCCGGAGGGCUAGCUCGGGGUGGCUGAGAGUUGCCCGGUUAGGCUUGGGAUGGCCCUGGAGGACUCGCUGGAGGAUUUCCGCAGCCGCUGGAGAGCAGAGAUCCGCGGGGCCCCCCGAGCUGCACGGAAACGGCCCCUGGCGGAGGAGAGCCCGGAGAGUCCGGCUGGAGAUGGGGAGAGGAUCCCGGGGUCCCCGCGCAGUGAGGGAGAGGGCCAGCUCAGCCGGUGCCUGGAGUUCGCAGAGAGACUCUUACAGCCCAGUCUAACCCCGGAGAGUAAGCGGCCCAGCCCCCCACCGAGGGACCCUAACUUAGUGGAGCAGCUCAUCAAUGACUUGAAUGAAAUAAAUGAGAUUCCGUUCUUUGACAUCCAGUUACCCUAUGAGAUCGCAUUGCUCAUAUUUCAGUACCUGGGCAGAACGGAUCUUGGAAGGUGUGCACAGGUAAGCAAGACAUGGAGGGUUCUUGCAGAAGACGAGGUGCUCUGGCACCGGCUGUGCCAAAUGGAAGGCUAUCUCACUGAUAGUGAAGUCACAGACUGCACAUCUUGGAAGGGAGCGCUGAAAGCGAGUCGGACGAAAGAGAGCCUACUGAGAACAAACUGGAAGAACCGCAUCGGUGCUGUGGGCCAGCUUCACUAUGAACUGGGGAAAGUCCUGUGUGAUAUUCACUCUUCAGAUGGAGUUGUGCUAGCUGGGUAUACUUCAGGAGACGUCCGUCUUUGGGACACCCGUGCUUCAGACCAUGCAACAUCAUCUCUGAAAACCACCAGAGUUAUUACUGAUGUUGGGUCUAACCUUCAAGUUUCUUUUGUUCAGAUAAAUGCAUGCUUGGCUGUUGCAGCAUAUGAGGAUGGCACUGUUGAUGUUUGGAGCCUUCUGAUUGGUCGGGAACCUAUCCACCAUUAUCAACACAACCAAAAAAUCCAGGCUUUAGCCCUCUGCCCAGAAACGGCUGCCAUAGCAACAGCAUCCAGUUUCCAAAUCAAAGUGGAAUGUCCUGAUGAGCGAGGGUAUUGGAGAAGCACCUGCAACUUUCAGACCCAGAAGCUGGUAAAUUUCCUUCACUUGGUACAAGAUACUGGAGGUUGCCCUGUUGCCAUAGCUGCUGCCGAGGAAAUAGUUUAUCUGUUAAAGGCAGAAGAGACUGAAAAAAUACUGCACUCUGCUUACGGACAGCCAGUGACCUGCUUGGAUGUCUCUCUUACUCAAGCAGCAUUCGGUGUAAAAAGCUUUGGCUGGUUUGCAAAUAAUGGCAAUAAGAUUCAUGUAUAUAACCUGCAGACAGCUCAGAGCAUCACAACACUGGGAAACUCAACUGGGGACUUUACAUGCAUUGGUCUGAAAGACAGUCCACCUCAUCUUUUGGUUACAGGAAACCGGGAUAGGAGGGUGCGUGUCUACGACAUGCGGUGUAGCAGGUCUCUCUGUUCACUGUAUGCUCACCACUUGGGAGUCUCAGCUGUUCGUAUGGAUGACUGGAAAGUAGUUUCUGGAGGAGAAGAGGGUUUGACCUGUGUAUGGGACCAGAGAAUGGGGACCAAGUUAUGGGAGAUGCACGCCAGACACCCUGUCCGCUACGUCUGGUUCAACUCCCACAGCUUAAUUACAGCAAACAUUCCGGAUGAUAAGAAUCCUCGUGGGGCUAGCAUCAUGGAUGAUGAUCUUACAGCUCACCGCAGACACCGUGGCACCAUCAAUGUAUAUAAUUUUUCCAUGGAUCAGACAUCUGUUGAAAGCAUCCUUCCAAUCUGUCGCUCCUCCUACAGUGAGAUGACUGGAUACAACUAUAACAUUGGACUGGCAGUGCCGUAUGACAAUGUGUAGAUGUGCUUCUCACCUCAAAGACACAAACUGAAGUCUGACCGAUGACCAGCUAGUUGCACAACAAUCUCCUCAUUAUUUGGGAAUAUUCUAGUCCAAAAUAAAACUCAGGGAAACUGGAUACACCUUCUUAUCCCAAAAUGAAACCAGGGAAGAGAUUGCAAAUAUUACAAUAUUUACAGCAAAAACAAACAAAAACAGUACUUUGUAUCUAUUUGACAGCAGCAGUUAUACCUAGUUUCAAGAAUGUAUUCAGGGAAUAUGAUAACCGAAAACAAUUUAGAACGUUUAGUUUACGGAGGCAGUUCUGGUGUAUAUAUAUUGAAUUAAAUCUUGCAAAUUACGUUUUUAAUUCAUCACAAUUCAAAGUUCAGUGAAUGAGUCCUUAAGUCUUGUUUUUAACAAAUGGACGAAGCUUGAUAUUGUCUAUAGAUGGAGACUUGAGAUACCCUACUUUUUUAUUUUGAUUGCAGCCUGCAGUAACAGAAGUGACAGAAGUGAAGAUUCAGAGACGUGUUGUGUACACAAUGAUUAGCAGCUUUCUGUUACAAUCAGAAAUAUAAACUGGCAGCCUCAAAUGUCAUCUAAUAAUUGCGCCUGGCAUCACUGUGUUCCCAGGUGUGGUGUUAGUGACCUUUAUUUGUUUUUCUACAGAUUUAAUGUAAUAGAACAAGAAAGGAUGUAGACAAACUUUAUUUGUAUUUUGAUCUCACCCGUACUUACUGUUUUUAAACACAAGAAACAAAAAAAGUCUAUUGUU
Pelobates fuscus (common spadefoot toad) is the source of this 2745-nucleotide messenger RNA. RefSeq names its product F-box and WD repeat domain containing 8 (gene FBXW8). Bases 213 to 1988 code for a protein of 591 amino acids. The record is from RefSeq and is a predicted model, not a curated record. The transcript is spliced from 11 exons. NCBI's taxonomy places the organism in Eukaryota, Metazoa, Chordata, Amphibia, Anura, Pelobatidae. Gene Ontology annotation, molecular function: protein binding.